AUGGCAACAAAUGAUACGUCUUUCGCGGCGCAUGUCGCCAAUCAGUUCAACUCCUACGAGAAAGACCGCCAGAUGGACUCCAAACAAACCAUCUACGCCGCCAGCAACGGUGUCCCUAUGGCUCAUCCCUACGAAGCUCAACGCGCAGGGGAGAGUGGACCACUCCUCCUCCAAGACUUCCAUUUGAUCGAUCUUCUUUCCCAUUUCGAUCGAGAGCGAAUCCCAGAACGCGUUGUUCAUGCAAAGGGAAGCGGUGCCCACGGUUUCUUUGAGUGUACCAACCCGGCCGAUGACUUGACUUGCCUCGACAUCUGGAGUACCAAAGGCAAGAGAUGUCCCGUCACAGUUCGCUUUUCCACCGUCGGUGGCGAAGCCGGUUCCCACGAUUGCGCUCGAGACCCUCAAGGUUUCUCUGUCAAGUUCAGAACCGAGGAGGGUAACUGGGACUUAGUCGCCAAUAAUACCCCGGUGUUUUUCCUUAGAGAUCCCGCCAAGUUCCCCCAUUUCAUCCACACGCAGAAGCGACACCCUUCUACACACUUGACCCACGCUGACGACUCGACUAUGUUCUGGGAUUAUCUGUCAAACAAUCCUGAGUCAAUUCACCAGGUUAUGAUUCUUUUCUCGGAUCGAGGCAUUCCCGACGGGUUUCGAUUCAUGCAUGGUUACUCCGGCCACUCUCUGAAGCUGGUUAAGAAGAAUGGUGAUUGGAUCUAUUGCCAGAUUCACAUGAAGUCCAUGCAGGGAACCAAAUUCCUGACACAAGAAGAGUCUGCCACCAAAUCUCCAGACCAUGCCCAGAAGGAUCUCUACGAAGCCAUCCACCGCGGCGACUAUCCCAGGUGGUCAGUGGAGAUUCAGACCAUGACUCCCAAACAAGCCGAAGAAGUUUGGGCUAAGCAAGGCAUCAACGUCUUUGAUUUGACCCACGUAUGGCCUCAGAAACAAUUCCCUCUGCGCAAAGUCGGUGAAUUCACAUUGAACGAGAAUGCCGUCAAUUAUUUUGCCGAAGUCGAGCAAGUGGCAUUCAGUCCUUCCCACAUGCCUCCUGGUAUCGAACCUUCGGCCGAUCCAGUGCUGCAGUCCCGCCUCUUCUCUUACCCAGAUACCCACCGCCACCGUGUUGGUGCAAAUUACCAACAACUUCCCGUCAACGCUGCCCGCACGGCCUACAAAUACGGAAACUUCCAACGCGAUGGUCCCAUGGCAUUCUAUAACCAAGGUGGCCGGGCAAACUAUCUCUCAUCCAUCGACCCUAUUCAAUUCCGUGAAAGAUCCGUUGAUUAUGACAAGACUCAUGGACAUUUCCAAGGCCAUGCUAUCACAUUCCUGUCGCAGAUUCGCCCUGAAGACUUCAAUGGCCCACGAGCCUUAUGGGAGAAAGUUUUCGACGAGCCUGCCCGCCAACGUUUCAUCAGCAACGUUACUGGUAAGAUGGAAGUUUGUUCGGACAAAGAGAUUCUGAAGAGACAAAUUGCCAUAUUCCGUGAAGUCAGUGAGGACCUCGCUCAGCGCCUGGAGAAAUCAACAGGCAUUAAGGGUUAUGACGGGAUCAAGAACAUGAAGUUCAACGGUUCUCAUAAUGGCAUGAGCUCGGAUCCUGCCAUCAGACAGGCCAACGGUGUCAAGGCUACGACAUUCAGCAACAAUACCAAUGGAGCACCAACCCAGGGUUCGCAUGACAGCAUCCCUAAUGGCGCCACGAACGGUGCAUAA
Molecule: messenger RNA, 1716 nt
Organism: Fonsecaea monophora
Lineage: Eukaryota; Fungi; Ascomycota; Eurotiomycetes; Chaetothyriales; Herpotrichiellaceae
Exons: 2
Coding region: 1-1716 (571 amino acids)
Biological process (GO): response to hydrogen peroxide; hydrogen peroxide catabolic process
Cellular component (GO): peroxisome; cytoplasm; mitochondrion
Molecular function (GO): catalase activity; heme binding
Source: RefSeq, a predicted model, not a curated record